Molecule: messenger RNA, 998 nt
Organism: Phoenix dactylifera (date palm)
Lineage: Eukaryota; Viridiplantae; Streptophyta; Magnoliopsida; Arecales; Arecaceae
Biological process (GO): protein ubiquitination
Cellular component (GO): cytoplasm
Molecular function (GO): ubiquitin protein ligase activity
Source: RefSeq, a predicted model, not a curated record
UACCAAAAAAAAAAGAAAAAAAAGCUUCCACAACAAUCCAAUGAGUUCCAUCGUCGCCUCCUUUAAAACCGCGAAGCCUCCCUCGUCCCUGACCAUUCCAAUUUCUAUACCACUCUAAUCUUAAUUCCGAAAUAUCUACCCCUCUCUUAUCUCUCUUUGUCGAAGUGAGAUGGCGGCGGAGUCGGAGAGCGAGGUGGGGAACGCGGAGCAGCGGGUGAGGGAGGCGGAGGCGGAGGCGGCGGGGGGCGGGGGGAGGCCGAGAUUCCACCCGAUCGUCGUCGGCGUGAUGCGCCCGCCGCCGCCCCGGGACCGGGGGCCGGCGCCGCCGGAGGGGGCGGCGGACCGGAUCGUGCUGGUGAACCCGCUGACGCAGGGGAUGGUGGUGCUCCAGGGGAACCCGGAGCUGGUGGCGGAGCUCCUCUCUGGGAGGGAGGACGGCGGCUCGCCGCCGGCGUCGAGGGCGUCGAUCGAGGCGAUGAAGACGGUGGAGGUCGGGCAGGAGGAGGAGGAGUGCCCGGUGUGCCUGGACGAGCUCGCGGGAGCUGAGGCGGUGGUGGUGAAGGAGAUGCCGUGCCGGCAUAGGUUUCAUGGGCUGUGCAUCGAGAAGUGGCUGGGGAUGCACGGGUCGUGCCCCGUGUGCCGGUUCCGGAUGCCGGCGGAGGAGGAGGGAGGCUCGAAGAAAGGCGGCGGCGGCGGCGGCGGCGGAGAAGAGGGGGAGGCGAACGGAGACAGGAGGAGGAGGAGGGAGGUAUGGGUUACGAUCAGUUUCAGGCGUGGGGAGAGCAGAGAUCGGCAUCAGGUCGAAGCGGGCGAUGCUGUUGAUAUGGAGGCAGAUUGAUGGAGUCUGAGUUUUGCCCUUUUCUUUUCUUUUCUUUUCUUUUUCUUUAUUUUAGAUUUUUUUGUAAAGGGGUUUUUCUCCUUUUGUUCGUGGAGACAGAUGAUGAUAAUGAUGAUAUAUGAAGCAAGCGAGGAUGGUUAGCAUAUACUUUUAUCUUUCA